This is a messenger RNA of Nerophis ophidion (straightnose pipefish), 1255 nucleotides long. It is a transcript of the gene snrnp48, whose product is annotated as small nuclear ribonucleoprotein 48 (U11/U12). The record is from RefSeq and is a predicted model, not a curated record. The transcript has 9 exons. The coding region runs from base 117 to 1133 and encodes 338 amino acids. Lineage: Eukaryota; Metazoa; Chordata; Actinopteri; Syngnathiformes; Syngnathidae. Gene Ontology annotation, cellular component: cytosol; U12-type spliceosomal complex; nucleoplasm.
AAGAAGAAAUUCUGACGUCACCAUCCACAACAUGGCGGUUAUUUCGCCAACAACAGUGUCGUAAUUCAGAUUCCCGCUUCUUUCUCUGUGGCCCUAUAUCCCUUUUUUUUUUUUAAAUGUCGAACUCUUCGGAAAGCACAACGCGGCGAGAACGAAUGGACCGUCUGCAGGAGCUGGUGGAGUUUACCGAGCAGUGCAAGAAACAGAUACAAGACAUGUACGAGGCGCUGGGAUGGUCGCAGGACAACAAGCCAGAUAAGGAACCGAUGGAGCUGUGUCCCUAUGACUCAGGCCACCGUGUCCCAGUCCGGACCAUGGAGAGACACAAGGCCUCAUGCUGCCUUCGAAAGAUGGGCUACUCCCCUGAGGAGGAGGCAGAGAUGUACGACGCUUCUGUCUGUUACGAGAACACCAGCAUCAGAAGCUUUGCGAUGGACAAAACCAUUCAGAACCAGGUGAUCCUGCAGGCCAGAUCUGCUGCUCCGCUCAUGAAGAUGGAAGGCACCUUCUGGCAAGGUCAGUUCUCGUGCCAGCCAGUCGACGUACCACUGAACCACAAGCGAGCCGUGUGCGACCUUACCGUGGCUGACCGCCUGGCUCUGUACGAUCACGUGAUCAACACCCUCAACCAAGAAAAGGCGAGCGCCCUCUCCAGCAACGACGAGCUUUACGUGGAUUUGGUGUCCAAGUUAAAGAAGGGUGAAGAGCAGAAUGAGCCAAAGACCCACCUGGAGCGCAUGGCGGAGAUGAGGGACUACAAGAGGCGGCGUCAGUCCUACCGGGCCAAGAACGUUCACAUCACUAAGAAGUCCUACACCGAGGUCAUCAGAGAAGUCAUAAGGGUUCACUCGGAAGAGCUUGGCAGACAGUGGAAGGACGAGCAUGAAGAGGAGAGGAAGGAAGAGGAGGAGGAGGAGAGGGAGCUAACCUCCCAAAGGCGUAAACCUAAUGAGCGGCGGUCCGCAUCAACAGAGUCUCGCCACUCACGCGGCAAAUGCCAUCGCAGUCGCGAACGAGAGACCAAGAAGAAGAAAAGGAAAAGGGAUUCACGCUCACCAGAUGAGCGACACCGUGACCGCAAAAAGAAGAAGAAGAAAAGGAGAGAAGAGCGAGGGAAAAGCGACAGUUCCUGAUCAGAUAGGUCAACAUACCCGAGGAAUAAUCCCUCUUACGUUUUGGAACUAUUGACUUUUUAAUGAUGAUGAUGUCCUAAACUGAGAGGUAAAUCAAUGACAAAUAAAUCCAUGGAACCACA